This is a messenger RNA of Saccharomyces eubayanus, 474 nucleotides long. It is a transcript of the gene SRB2, whose product is annotated as Srb2p. Gene Ontology annotation, biological process: regulation of transcription by RNA polymerase II. The coding region runs from base 1 to 474 and encodes 157 amino acids. Gene Ontology annotation, cellular component: mediator complex. Gene Ontology annotation, molecular function: transcription coregulator activity. The record is from RefSeq and is a predicted model, not a curated record. The transcript has a single exon. Lineage: Eukaryota; Fungi; Ascomycota; Saccharomycetes; Saccharomycetales; Saccharomycetaceae.
AUGUACUCGAUAACGUUCCACCACCACGCCCGGCAGACCGUGCUCAUCAAGGACAAGUCCGCCAUGGUCACCACCGCUGCCGCCGCUGACAUCCCUCCGGCGCUGGUGUUCAAUGGCUCGUCCACAGGUGUUCCGGAGUCCAUCGACUCCAUCCUGUCUUCAAAGCUGUCCAACAUCUGGCUGCAGCGCCAGCUCAUCAAGGGCGAUGCCGGCGAGACGUUGCUCAUGGACGGGCUCACAGUUCGCCUGGUCAACCUCUUCUCCUCUACCGGAUUCAAAGGCCUGCUCAUAGAACUGCAGGCGGGCACAUCAAACGAGGCCGCCAACUUUGAGGCCAAGAUCGCAGACAUCGAGGCCCAUCUCUCUGAGAUCCAGGUCAAGGACUACAAGACCUCUUCGGACUCCUUGACGCCGGACUCGGACAACUACAUAUGCGACCUGGCAUACCAGUACGUUCGUGCCCUGGAAUUCUGA